AUGCCUCACCGCGCCGACAAUAUUUUCAAAAUCCAAUAUUCCAUCGGGUGGAGCGACCCUGAUCCCACACUUGAAAGAAAUUACUUGAAUCAAACAAGGGUUAUGCACAAUUUCAUGACACCAUUCGUAUCAAAGAAUCCAAGUGGUGCGUUCUUGAACUACAGAGAUCUUGACAUCGGCGUGAUGAACGGAGACAAUUACAGUGAAGGUUACUUCAAGCUCAGUGAGACUGGUGGACAUCUUUUGAACUUUUUACUCAACACAAGCACAUGGGAAUUAACAGACAAGAAAAAGGUGUCACUUGGGACACAACCAAUAACUUUGAGGACAUUUUCAUCAAAUAGGUCAACCCAUGUUUUUGCAGCCUCUGAUAGAUCAACAUUUAUAUACAACAGUUCAUGGUGGGAAAGGGAAAACAAACAUAGACAAAUUCACUUGGGUGGUAGUGCUCAGCAGGCUGCUUUGGCAAAUUAG
Lactuca virosa is the source of this 474-nucleotide messenger RNA. The record is from the annotation of a GenBank genome assembly. Lineage: Eukaryota; Viridiplantae; Streptophyta; Magnoliopsida; Asterales; Asteraceae.